Soboliphyme baturini is the source of this 522-nucleotide messenger RNA. NCBI's taxonomy places the organism in Eukaryota, Metazoa, Nematoda, Enoplea, Dioctophymatida, Soboliphymatidae. The record is from the annotation of a GenBank genome assembly.
AUGUUGGUGAAUAUCGAUAGUGUUCGCCACGAGCGCAGAAGAGCCCAAGUUCUUCGAGAAUUUUCGCAAUCCACAAUACGGCACACCACGUUGUAUUAUACGUUUGAAUGGACAAAGGUUUAUAAUGAUGGCCAGUUGUACGAAAAACGGAGAACGGUGAUCGUCAAGGACCUCAUACCGGAAGUUUUGCGGUUCUUUAGUCAGAUUGAAAAGUAUGAUCCAUUUUUGUACGUACCGCUGCUGAAUUGUCCACUUUCUGCUCCAUGUAUAGAAGAUGAUAACAGCCCGCCGAAAGCGUUGUCAUAUUUGAAGCAGAAAGGUCAGGACAGAAACGAAUCGGACUCUUCGCCCAUUUCGUCCGAUAGAGUUGGGGCUUGGACGAACAUCUCGACAGAGACCGAAAUUCUACCUCAGAACAGUGAUAUGCUAUCACAUCUUAGCAAGGAUGUAAAGCCACAGAAUUUUCCAUUGGACGAAGAUAUUAGCCACUUCUCCGGCAGAACGAACUUCCAGUGGCAGUGA